AUGCUUGAAUUUGUCUUCCAAGGUAAGUGUGAAUACCUUUACAAGCCAGCUCAGCUUCUUGCUAAGGAUAUGUCAAUGUUACAUAUCCCAUCUGAAAGAAUUGCUUUGAAAGAGAAGUUUAGAGAUGAACAUCUUGAAGAAUUAAAGCAAAAAGCUUAUGAGAUGGGUGUUAGACUUGCUAAUGAAUAA
Trichomonas vaginalis G3 is the source of this 189-nucleotide messenger RNA. RefSeq lists its product as uncharacterized. Bases 1 to 189 code for a protein of 62 amino acids. The transcript has a single exon. NCBI's taxonomy places the organism in Eukaryota, Parabasalia, Trichomonadida, Trichomonadidae. The record is from RefSeq and is a predicted model, not a curated record.